Cinara cedri is the source of this 369-nucleotide messenger RNA. Lineage: Eukaryota; Metazoa; Arthropoda; Insecta; Hemiptera; Aphididae. The record is from the annotation of a GenBank genome assembly.
AUGUAUAAGCCUCGUAAUAUGAACAUUCACCAUGUUAAAAACGCGCUCAGAGCUAAAUUGGCGAACAAUUUCCGAAGAUUUAAAAUCAACCCCAACAAAACGAUAGAUAUCGAAUCGAAUAGUUGUUAUUUUCUGGGCGUACCGGAAAUUCCGUCCGACUCGUUCCGAUCCGCGACGAGUUUUCCAACGUUACUGGGCCAGUAUCUGUGUUUAAUUCCCAUUUCGCAGGAUCAAUUUUGCAUCUACAGCGUGCGCACGAUACUUUCGGUGAUCGCGUUCGCGUGCCAAAUAAGCAUGACGCUGUUGAGUUUCCACUGGCUGAAGAAAAGCGGUGUCAACAUAUUUAAAGGAGGUCGCGCGCACAAAUGA